Messenger RNA from Cadophora gregata, 513 nucleotides. RefSeq lists its product as uncharacterized. Bases 1 to 513 code for a protein of 170 amino acids. The transcript has a single exon. NCBI's taxonomy places the organism in Eukaryota, Fungi, Ascomycota, Leotiomycetes, Helotiales, Ploettnerulaceae. The record is from RefSeq and is a predicted model, not a curated record.
AUGCCAGCUAAAGCUGCUACUCUUAACAAAUUGUCCUCCAGAACUCACUCUGAACUUCUACCAUUACCAUUCCUCGCACACACAAAAGAGCAGAGAAAAUUGGGAGACCUCCUCGAGCAAUUAUACGAUCAAAACGUCGCUGCAAGAGAGCCCACGGAUCUGGAGACCUUACUGAAUACCAUGCCAGCUUGGACAAAGGAGAAGGUGCAGCUGUAUGCGAAUGAACAGGCGAAGAAGCGGAACCCGUUUGUAGAGUACGAGUCUCUAAGCGCAAGAAUCCCUCGUGAGCCUUCAACUAGUGAAACAGCUGCUGCGUACUAUGAAGCUUUUUUGAAGUCCAAAAAUGUAUCAGAGCCAAAGAAGUCCUUAAGAUGCCGUUCACCGCAGAUGGGCUUGACGGAAAUUCAGAACGGGCAGAGGUACGGGUUCAUGAAUGAGAACGAGAAGAUGUGGCAUAAAAAGUGCCUGGAAUCAGAAGGAGAAAUUACCAGGCUUUUGCUUCUACGUAUAUAA